AAGAACAGAAGCCCGGUAAUAAAAAAAUAUGUUAAAAAUGCCUGUGAAAACGGCCACGACUUUAACCAGCAGCAACGGUUGUCAUGUUUUGGACAGUUUACUCAUUGACGACGAGGACGUCUGCUUCUACGAGCUGUUAUCAAACGACGAGCCGUUACUGUCGGACGACAUAUGGAAAAAAUUCGACCUGGAAGAUCUGCCACUUCCCGGUCUCGAAUCAAUUUUACGUGACCUGGAGGAAGAGCAACCGUUAACACCCCAUAUCGAAAAUAACAGCAGCAGCAACAACACCAGUAACAAUAAUAUGAACGGUUGCAACAACGAUUCCCCACAAGUGGUCGACACCAUCAGAAACCACGAUUGCAUGUGGGCCGGUCACUGUGGAAGCAAAGAGCACCCGGCAGAUGCGUUAUUUUGUAUUAGUAAUGGUAAUAAUUGUAAAGCUGCCGUUGCACCUGGCUCUUGCGUUCGUCCCCAGGUGAAAACACCUGUCAAACUUCAACAGCAACCAGUGGUCUCGGCCGGUCGUAGUCUCCUGCUAAAGACUUUCGCAAAACAGGCUUCGACGACGACGCUCUUACCACCAACUUCCACGGCUACAGCGCCCCUUGUACCCAGUCCCGAAUCGCCCCCCAUUUCUGACGAUGAAGGUCAAAUGUCACCCAACGCUAUUCUCAAAGCCCUGUACGAGGCUAUCGAAGAAUGCGAUGAAGUGGACGAAGACAGCGACCUGUGUGAAUACUUUGAAGAGCCAGAGGAAGAAGAAGAAGAUGAUGACGACGACGAAGAAGAAGAAGAAGAGGAGGAGGAUGACGACUUGGAGUUCGAGUUGAGGGAGGAGCCGUCAUCUCCGCCGUCUGCGACGUCCUGCAAGCCGCUACACUUCACCCCCGAGAUCGAUCACAGCUACCACAAGGGCAAGCUACCCCACGCGCACUUUGCCGGUCUCGGAAUCGACACCCCGUCUGACUCAGAGGAGGAAAUUGACGUGGUGUCCGUUGGUGGCGAGAAACAAACUAUACUAAACAACAACCGAUGCGGCUAUGUCCUCCCCAACAAUCCCACGUUCAAAGAUCGCCAGCAUUUACAAAGAACGAUGGCGUCGGCGAUCCAGAUCAAACAACAGCAGCAAGAAAGCUCAGACAGUCGGCGUAUUAAUAACACUAAUAAUACGACGACCGCGUUCGUUAAACCCCCUCGUACGUUUGAUACGACCACCACCACCACCACCCCCGCCAAAAGGCAUUUGCCGGAACCCCGCGCGGUCAAAAGGAAUAAGAUCAAUCAUUACAGGAUAGCACAGACAACGACGUCCCCUUAUAAACGCCGAAUGGGCUACAGUAGCGACAGCGAACCGGAGCCCUCGGAGAAGCGCAGUCUUCACAAUAACAUGGAAAGACAGCGGCGAAUCGACUUGAGGAAUGCGUUCGACUGUUUGCGAUUGCUCGUGCCGGAAGUGGCCGGACGAGAGAGGGCUCCCAAAGUGGUCAUACUCCGUGAAGCGGCCUCUUACUGCGACCACCUCGGAGAAGUUUCGAUCAAUAUGCACCAGCAGAUAAACGACCUGCGUAAACAGCAAGAAAAACUUCGAGCGCGCGUGUCUCAAUUGAGACGCAACCUGGCCGCAAAACGUUAAAAGACGCGAAAAAAUAAGGAAAUAGUUGUAAAACAAUGCAAAGACAUGUGCAUGAUAAUAUGUAAGUAAACGAAGGAAUUGAUUGGUAAUGUUACAACACACAGACAGACAUACACAUACCAUACAAACACACAGACAUUGCUCGAUUGAACAUAACACAAGCACAAACUGUUUCGUUUUAUUUUUUAUUAGGUGUAUUCGCUGGAAAUAUUUUAACUGUGAUCCAUAUGAAAGUUAAGUUAGUUAAUUUAGAAAAGUUAAGUUUUGUUUGAUGAUUUUUUUUUUGUUGUAUAUAGUUGUUCAGUAGUGCAAGGUAAAAAAAAAGGAAGACCGAUAGGUACGGAUAUUUUCUUCGUGACUCGUUCGUGGUGGGGUUUUGUUUCUUUUCUCAAAUAAUUAAAAAAAAAAAAAAUAGUUCGUUUUUCAACAUUGGAUAUUUGUGAUUUAAUUUUUGUGAUAGUUUUGUAAUUAUUGAAUUUUUGCGGGGAACGUUACUUUGAAUUGAGAAUAAUUGACCGUUGGGCUAACGAUUGGCGGCCAAGUUGAUCCACACAGAGCGCGCGCGUCGAAUGUUGUCCUCUUCUUAUUAUUAUUAUUAUUGGUUCGUUUUAAUUUUUUUUUUGU
Agrilus planipennis (emerald ash borer) is the source of this 2260-nucleotide messenger RNA. RefSeq names its product transcriptional regulator Myc-A-like. The record is from RefSeq and is a predicted model, not a curated record. Gene Ontology annotation, molecular function: RNA polymerase II cis-regulatory region sequence-specific DNA binding; DNA-binding transcription factor activity, RNA polymerase II-specific; protein dimerization activity. Bases 29 to 1636 code for a protein of 535 amino acids. The transcript has 2 exons. NCBI's taxonomy places the organism in Eukaryota, Metazoa, Arthropoda, Insecta, Coleoptera, Buprestidae. Gene Ontology annotation, biological process: regulation of transcription by RNA polymerase II.